UAGAUAUAUACUGGGGAGAGCGAGAGUAAACUCGAAACAAUUCUGGGGACUCCAAGGCCCUUCUUGAGAAUAGACAGAUCUCUCAGCUUUGAAAGGAAUAUUGAGACGAUGGAGGUUGGAAUCAGAGACGUCAAAGAACUGGGGGAUCCUAUGCUAUCUAUCUGCACUGCGCUGAAUGAAUCCGGACUAUUUCCAGAUGGCUCCGAGCCUGUGACAAUUACGUGUCACGCUAGAUGGGAAGUCCUUGCGUGCUGCAAAGAAGAACUUGAUGCUCGGUACAAUCUGGAUGAAGUCGUCACAUUCACUGGAAGCCCAAGUAAUGCUCAGGCUGCUUCUUGCAUUGGUUAUAUGCAACAGACUUGGCCACGCACGGGGGAAGCCAUGAUGAAGGCGUUUCAUCGAGCUAUCAGUACCGAGGCGUGUGAAGAAAGCUUCUCGGCACAGCAUAAAUUGGAGAUGAAGCUUCUUCCUGCAGUCCAAGAGCCCGGACAACAAGAAUCGGCCGAUAUUGAAAUCACAGGGUCGCACUCCGAGCUGAUCGAAACAUUGGAGCAACUUACUUGGCUCGCGGCUACCUUCCGGAACCCACAAGGAAAUGCACUGUUACUUUCCUCAGCAAAAUUGGCCUCAAGGCCACAACCACCAGCGAAAAUUUCAGCUCCCGUCUUUGACCUCAUCUUGCUUGCUGCUCAACUCGUCCCCUCUGAGGCUGGAACACCAGGAAGCUGCUGGGUCCCCCUACUUCAAAAAAGUGUUCUAGCAUACGGAUUCCGAAUCGCUCCAAGAGAAGAGGGGCUAGGUCUUGAGAUCCCUUUCCGACUCAUGACCCAUCUGGCUGGCGUGCAUUAUCCCGUCGAACGUGGAAGAGGAAUCUUUCUCCAAGGCCGCCAGCAACGAGAUUUUGAGACUUCAAUGUUGGUUCCGACCAUGAAGUUGAAGAAAAUGGAGAAAGCAAUACAAUGGCACUUCCUGAAGAUUAAAUCAGAUCGCUCGCCCGUGCUCCCUGAGAGUGUUAGUUUCUUGGAAGCUAUGGAAAAACCAGAUUCUUGGUUUCAAACCACGGACAUGGAAACGUUGGCUAACUGUCGCGCAUAUCUGGGGUACUGCGAGGCCGUGGAAGUGCAGAUCGGCACCAGAAAUUUUCGCCAGCAGAUACAACCAUCGAACCUUCCAGAGGCAGACGAAGCCAACAGCUUCGACCCUGAGCGGUUUCGUGCUGGGGCAAAGAAUCUCGAUUGCGCACCCAAGGAUCACGUUUUGCGGAAAAGCCAAAGCGUGACCAUCUCCAACGCUCAACUUGAGCCGCAUCAAGCUCUUAAACGGGCAGCCAGACAGCCUCUAUUAUUAUACGAUUCUGAAGAGCAAAGUGCUUGGUUGGUCUCAGAGCUAAGUGUAGCUCUUCAGAUGGCACAUAAUCGCUUACACAAAGAACUUAUCUGGCCAAAGAUCAGGCAGCAACUGGAAUUUGCAAAACAAGCUGAUGAUGGCGGAGACGCUGCACUAGAUGCGAUACGCCGGUGUAGGAAUGUAGGAUUGCCGCAAGGCAUAAACCUCGAAAAGGCAGUCAGGGGAUUCUUGGACUGCAUCGAGAGCAUCAAGUUCAGAACUGAUUCUCACCGAGCUCGAGGUUGGGAUUUUACAGACCUGCAAAGCUUGAAUAGUCGUUUCACGGAGAAAGAAUUGCCGGAAAGCCACGAAUCAGACCAACGUUGGUGGGAUCUUACUAAAAAUUACUCGAUACUGGUUUUAUUUGGGAAAAAAUUCGGUCAAGUUAUAACGCCGGACAUGUCCAAUGCUCGUGUCUGCAGUUCUUGGGACAAAUUUUCUGGAAAGAAGGGGUUUCUUACUGCCAGUAUGGCUUGUCUUUUUGACCAUAUUGAUACCACAGCUGGAUCGUGGAAGCUAAAUUCUGGGUUGUAUUGGCAUCCACCAAAAGAUUCGGCAUUCGGAAAAUGUGAAGGCUUCCAUGUACAAGAACUCAGAGCGGAUCCAAUAAUCUGGGACCAUGACUCACCUGCAACACCUCUAACACCUCCGCAAAAAGGGGCGGUCGUCUUUGGAAAUUCUUCUCUGAACGAUGUAGGUGAGAAGUGUACUCCACUGGCUAGAAUUCGGGAGGGAAAAUGUGAUAUUCAUUGGCCUCUCGUUAUCACUAUGGUCUCCAUCCUUAUCACGGCGUGUUUCUUUGUUGAAUUCUGAAGGAAUGGAAUGACUUGUCAGACGGAUCUCGUUUAUCGUCUUGGAAACAGGAGGUGGGUGCAGUUCGCUUGCAAUUACCUCAUCACGGUCUACUCACUGUAUAGCCCUCUCUUUAUUUGUUCUCUCCUUGAGUACGCUUCACAUAUUUUAUCGUCAAUUUAGUUAUGUUAGUCCUUGCUGCUGUAUGUUAAGUAUUUAGUAAACUCCACCCCAU
Messenger RNA from Hyaloscypha bicolor E, 2413 nucleotides. RefSeq lists its product as uncharacterized. The coding region runs from base 109 to 2199 and encodes 696 amino acids. The transcript is spliced from 3 exons. Lineage: Eukaryota; Fungi; Ascomycota; Leotiomycetes; Helotiales; Hyaloscyphaceae. The record is from RefSeq and is a predicted model, not a curated record.